Alligator mississippiensis (American alligator) is the source of this 2612-nucleotide messenger RNA. RefSeq names its product homeobox A7 (gene HOXA7). NCBI's taxonomy places the organism in Eukaryota, Metazoa, Chordata, Crocodylia, Alligatoridae. Gene Ontology annotation, cellular component: nucleus. Gene Ontology annotation, biological process: anterior/posterior pattern specification; regulation of transcription by RNA polymerase II. Gene Ontology annotation, molecular function: DNA-binding transcription factor activity, RNA polymerase II-specific; RNA polymerase II cis-regulatory region sequence-specific DNA binding. The record is from RefSeq and is a predicted model, not a curated record. The coding region runs from base 434 to 1093 and encodes 219 amino acids. The transcript has 3 exons.
GAUCAAUGUCAAAGCCGCAGUGGGAGAAGGGAACCCCUGGAAAAAUCUUGGCCUUUGUUCACUUUACAUUCUAGGAGCAGCACGUUAAAUAAUUUCACUUUCUAGGUUGGGGUCUGCAAAAGUAGCUCCAGCCGAUAGCUUAUUGUGAAAUCAAAUGACUCAUUUCCAACAGCCUCCCUGAGAAGUUGGACCCUGCUUGGCCUUGGUUGAGAAAAUGCGUGGAGGAUACUGUGAGACACGCUGAUCUAUACCACCUGUGAUGCAGGCGGAGAUUGGAGGACGGGGUCAUAUGACUGGUCACGUGCUGGAGGCAGCUCAGUCCAAAAGAAAAUGGGGUUUGGUGUAAAUCUGGGGGUGUAAUGUUAUCAUAUAUCACGCUACCUCGUAAAACCGACACUGAAGCCUACCGGACAACAAAUCACAGGUCAAAAUUAUGAGUUCUUCGUAUUAUGUGAAUGCUCUUUUUAGCAAAUAUACGACGGGGGCUUCUCUUUUCCAAAAUGCAGAGCCUACUUCUUGCUCCUUUGCAAGCAACUCUCAGAGAAGCGGCUAUGGACCAGGCGCUAGUGCUUUCACCUCCUCCAUGCCUGGCUUGUACAAUGUGAACAGUACCAUAUAUCAAAACCCGUUCUCUUCCGGAUACAGCCUGGGCUCUGACGCCUACAACCUGCAUUGUUCCUCUUUUGAUCAGAACAUUCCCGUCCUCUGCAAUGAUCUAACCAAAUCCAGCUGUGAGAAAGCGGAGGAAAGCAACCUGCACAGCCAGGCAGAGGCCAAUUUCCGGAUAUACCCCUGGAUGAGGUCUUCAGGUCCAGAUAGGAAGCGGGGUCGGCAGACGUACACCCGCUACCAGACCCUGGAGCUGGAGAAGGAAUUCCACUUCAACCGCUAUCUGACCCGCAGGCGGAGGAUAGAGAUCGCCCAUGCCCUGUGCCUGACGGAAAGGCAGAUCAAGAUCUGGUUCCAGAACCGGCGCAUGAAGUGGAAGAAGGAGCACAAGGAGGAGAGCUCCAGCACCCCGGCACCCAACGACACCACGUCAGCAGCAGCGUCUGUGGAGAAAGUGGAAGAGGAGGAAGAAGAGGAGGAAUAAAAGUCCCAUCCCAUGAAGCAAUCCCAAGUAUUCUGCACGCACGUGACAGUUGUAAAAGCUCCCUUCAAAAAAAAAAAAAGACUCACUCUUUCAUUUUAGAAAUCAGUCCCCUUUUAAUGAGCAUCUUGAAAGCGAGCGUCUGCAGGCAUGAAAGGGCUCCCCGAGUGAUCCCGCCAGCCCCCCGCCUCAGCCCAGCCCCAUUUCCUGUCUAACCCAUUCAAAAUGUCUCAUCAGAUUAUCCUAAAAUCAUCCCGAUCGGGUUGUUUUCGUUUGCCCAAGCCUUGGUGGCUUUGUUUUCCUUUUCUUUUGUUUUUUUUUAAGGGGGUACAUUUGAGGGGGAGAACUCCUACUUGCACAUAUAGACAAGCGUUAAGAUCCAGAAUAACUACCUGGCUCAACUAGUUCCAAUCAGUGGUUAAGGGGUAAGUGCAUUAGGCUCACAAGAAAAAAAAAAAGCCAACAAAAAAACUACCUAAUUUUGAGCAACUAGCUCUGCACUUCCGGUUUCUUUUUUUCCCCCUUUUUAGAGCUCAUAGCUAACACCAACAAAAAAAAAGGUUUAAAAAGCAAGGGAAGAAAAAUCCUGUACCAAUAAUGAAACAGAAACCACUACAGCCUAAAGCAAUGAGUUGUACUACCUAUUUGCCAGACUACCUAUAUCUUGCUCCGCCUACCUAUCUUCUAAAGUAUACUGUAUUUUAGUAAUCAAGAGAAGAUAACAUACUAAUGUGAAUCGCAGAAUGCUUUUAGAAAUCUACAUGUAGUCCUUUGAAAAGCACGCAUCAAUAGCUUUGGUAUAUAAUUUGGUACCGAAAAUGCUGACUAUAUUUAAAUUUAAAAAUAAUAUAUUUAUUCCAAAGCAAUUAUAAAUGGAAACCAUAUGCUGCACCAUAUAUUUCUUCUCUUUUCUUUACUAUUCUGAGAGAAGAAGCAAACACAUGCCAAUGUUGUACAAAGCGGUUUAAUAUCUUGCGUUGGCGUCUACCUUUGAAUUACACUGAUAAAGGGCGUUUUCUUUUCUAGGCUCGUCUCACUUAAUAUAACUGAAAAUGUUGCUUAAAAAGUGAAUUCAAAUGACCAUGUUACCGCCUCUCAAAAAUCCUUUUUGUCCUGGUUAUUAGAAUGUGUUAAUAUGUAAUACCGUGAAUUUUCCUACAAUCCUACAAAUGCUGUAUAUUUGAACCUUUUUUUUUAUCAUUUUUAUUGUCAUAGACCUCAUGUGUAAGAUCAUGUCAUAAAUUGAGAAGUAUGUAAUUAAUUUGGAAACUUUGUAGCAUGACGUAUUGUUAAGAACUCUAUAAAUCCGUCUUGAAGGUUUGGCUAAAGUUUAUUCAUAAAAUUGUAUGUUACAAUGUGUUUCGCUGUGUUCAUUGUGAACAUUUGGAUAUGCCGUGUAAGUAUUGGAAGUGGAAAAAAAAUGUGUGUGAACUCUCUUUGGAAGUGAUUCCGUGUUCAAGUAUCUCCCACGAUAAAUGUGUUUUAUGUUACACAGAAAAUAAAUAUGCUUGUUGACAACGAA